UUGCUGGCUGUCCGGGCCGCCGGGCGAGGCCGCCCCGGGGCGGAGGUCACUGGUCCUCCGUUUGGAGGCUGAUGGCGGGGGAUGUUACUCAGAGCAGUAAACUGCGGAGAGACUGCAGAUCAGGCCUUUGUUACACUGACCACAAAUGAUUCCUACACCAAAGGAGCUCUGGUGCUGGCCUUGUCUCUGAAACAGCACAGGACCACCAGGAGGCUGGCGGUGCUCGCUACUCCGCAGGUCUCGGACUCAAUGAGGAAAGUUUUAGAGACAGUCUUCGAUGAAGUAAUCAUGGUAGAUGUUUUGGACAGUGGCGAUUCUGCUCAUCUGACCUUAAUGAAGAGGCCUGAAUUGGGUGUUACCUUAACUAAGCUCCACUGCUGGUCACUUACACAGUAUUCAAAAUGUGUGUUCAUGGAUGCAGAUACUCUGGUCCUAGCAAAUAUUGAUGAUCUUUUUGAGAGAGAAGAAUUGUCGGCGGCUCCAGACCCCGGGUGGCCUGACUGUUUCAAUUCUGGAGUUUUUGUGUAUCAGCCCUCAGUGGAAACAUACAGCCAGCUGCUGCGUGUUGCUUCCGAGCAAGGUAGUUUUGAUGGUGGGGACCAGGGUUUACUGAACAUGUUUUUUAGCAGCUGGGCAACAACAGAUAUCAGAAAACACCUGCCAUUUAUUUAUAACCUAAGCAGCAUUUCUAUAUACUCCUACCUCCCAGCAUUUAAAGCGUUUGGUGCAAAUGCCAAAGUUGUGCAUUUCCUGGGACGAAUCAAACCGUGGAAUUACACCUAUGAUCCUAAAACAAAAAGUGUCAAAAGUGAGUCCCAUGAUCCCACCAUGACUCACCCUGAGUUCCUCAGCCUCUGGUGGGACAUCUUCACCACCAGCGUUUCACCUCUGCUGCAGCAGUUUGGCCUCAUCUCAGACACCCACCCACAACUCAAUGUGGAAGAUGUCUCCGGAGCUGUGUCACAUUUGUCCCUUGGGGAGACCCCGGCUACAGCACAGCCUUUUGUAUCCUCAGAAGAACGGAAGGAGAGGUGGGAACAGGGCCAGGCUGAUUACAUGGGAGCAGAUUCCUUUGACAACAUCAAGAGGAAACUUGAUAUAUGUGGUAAGGGAAACUCAAACUAUUAA
This is a messenger RNA of Myotis davidii, 1128 nucleotides long. RefSeq names its product glycogenin 1 (gene GYG1). The record is from RefSeq and is a predicted model, not a curated record. The coding region runs from base 82 to 1128 and encodes 348 amino acids. NCBI's taxonomy places the organism in Eukaryota, Metazoa, Chordata, Mammalia, Chiroptera, Vespertilionidae. Gene Ontology annotation, cellular component: cytoplasm. The transcript has 7 exons. Gene Ontology annotation, molecular function: glycosyltransferase activity.